Phyllostomus hastatus (greater spear-nosed bat) is the source of this 2333-nucleotide messenger RNA. It is a transcript of the gene PABPC5, whose product is annotated as poly(A) binding protein cytoplasmic 5. The coding region runs from base 141 to 1289 and encodes 382 amino acids. Gene Ontology annotation, molecular function: RNA binding. The record is from RefSeq and is a predicted model, not a curated record. NCBI's taxonomy places the organism in Eukaryota, Metazoa, Chordata, Mammalia, Chiroptera, Phyllostomidae. The transcript is spliced from 2 exons. Gene Ontology annotation, cellular component: ribonucleoprotein complex.
UCAGCGUGCGUCACUCGCCUCAACAGUGUCACUGGGUCUGCCGUUGGCUGUUUGUGUGUGCGAACAGCUGCCGGGCCCGUAGCUUUGAGAAAGCAUCCUUCUCUCCCUGCCAAGAGGGCCUCCUCUCUGCGCUCCGAGAGAUGGGCAGUGGGGAGCCCAAUCCUGCCGGCAAGAGAAAGAAAUACCUCAAGGCCGCCCUGUACGUGGGUGACCUGGACCCAGAUGUCACCGAGGACAUGCUGUAUAAGAAGUUCAGGCCUGCUGGCCCCCUGCGCUUCACCAGAAUCUGCCGCGACCCCGAGACCCGCAGUCCCCUGGGCUAUGGCUACGUGAACUUCCGCUUUGCCGCCGACGCCGAGUGGGCCCUGAACACCAUGAACUUCGAUCUGAUCAACGGCAAGCCUUUCCGCCUCAUGUGGUCGCAGCCCGACGACCGCCUAAGGAAGUCUGGAGUGGGGAACAUAUUCAUCAAAAACCUGGACAGGUCCAUAGACAACCGGGCCCUGUUCUACCUGUUCUCGGCCUUCGGGAACAUCCUGUCGUGCAAGGUGGUGAGCGACGACAACGGCUCCAAGGGCUACGCCUACGUGCACUUCGAGAGCGUGGCGGCCGCCAACCGCGCCAUCUGGCACAUGAACGGCGUGCGGCUCAACAACCGCCAGGUGUACGUGGGCCGCUUCAAGUUCCCGGAGGAGCGGGCGGCCGAGGUGAGGACCAGGGACCGGGCGAUCUUCACCAACGUGUUCGUGAAGAACCUGGGCGACGAGAUGGACGACGAGAAGCUCCGGGGCCUUUUCAGCGAGUACGGGCCGACGGAGAGCGUCAAGGUCAUAAGGGACGCCAGCGGGAAGUCCAAAGGCUUCGGCUUCGUGCGCUACGAGACGCACGAGGCGGCGCAGAAGGCCGUGCUCGACCUGCACGGCAAGCCCCUGGACGGCAGGGUCCUGUACGUGGGGCGGGCGCAGAAGAAAAUCGAACGGCUGGCCGAGCUCCGGCGACGCUUUCAGCGGCUGAAAGUCAAGGACAAGAACCGGCCCCCCGGGGUGCCCAUCUACGUGAAAAACCUGGACGAGACCGUGGAUGAUGAGAAACUGAAGGAGGAGUUCUCUGCCUUCGGAUCCAUCAGCCGCGCCAAAGUGAUGGUGGAAGUCGGGCAGGGCAAAGGCUUCGGGGUCGUGUGCUUCUCGUCGUUUGAGGACGCUAUCAGAGCGGUGGAUGAGAUGAACGGGCGCGUGCUGGGCUCCAGGCCGCUGCACGUGAGCCUGGGCCAGGCCAGGGGCAGGUGGUGAGAACACCAGCGACUGCUCAGUCUGUUUCGGCCUUAAGCUGCUGCCUGCUUACUUCGGGUGACUUGUGAUACGAGGUUCCUUUAUGCCAGUUCACAGGUGUUUUUUUAACAGCGAAUACUUUCUUUUGAAACAAGUGACACUAGAAAACCAUGUUCAUUUUAGUGAAGAACAUCAUUUCUAACUGUACAACUGUCAUUUUGUACUAUUUUUGGAUGUACUACUCUUAGGGAUAUGGAGAAUAAAAUGCAUUCCCCCGCUCAUUUGUUUUCCGAAAUGAGUCAGGGUGACGUGACUGACCGAAUACAUUUCUUUCCUUACUUUCCAUAAUACUACUACAUUUCAUUUCUUCUGUGUUCCGAUUCUCAAAAUGGUUGAUCCGUCUGAUUCUAUCACACUGCAAACUCCUCACUUGCUUUCUCAGUAAUCAGUAGUGCAGGGGACAUGUAUGGGAUGCACAAUUUCACUUUAAAUUAUUACUUCACAUGGCUAUUCUGUUCAAAAGAUGUACGCUUUGUUUCUUCCCUUUAUUUAUUUAAAUUAUUUUCACUUUCAAAGACAUUUUGGGCAUACCACAAACUUACCAGUGACUAUGACUAAGUGUCAGGGGUUUUCUUUGUGACCUUAAUACCCAGUGACACAAGCAUAUGAACAGCUUAGGCAUUAAUGAUUUCAAUUAUGCGUUUCAUCUUAAAAACUUUUCCUCACACAUUUGAUAUUUGACACCAUUUUCAGGAGCAUUCUUAUGACUCAUUUUUCUAAACUCCUUUGUAUGUAUACUUGAAGAGGAUCUAUUCAAGUUGUCAUUCUCUCUUGUAGACUGUAAAAUCUUCACAGACAUUUCAAAGUGAAGGAAAAGGUCAAGUCCCUUGACCUCAUCUAUCAUAUGAGAGUUAUUAAUCCACUGUGCUUCUCUUUCUGUGCAGUCGCUUGACAGUUGGUACGGAAUGUUCUGUCCUUUGUUAACGGUUACAUUUCUCGGCUAUGCAUUUUCUGGAUUUCCCUUGCUCUUCCUGUCUACGAUCCAUCCAUAUUACACCUAGUUUU